Gastrolobium bilobum is the source of this 1190-nucleotide messenger RNA. RefSeq names its product mitochondrial uncoupling protein 5-like. NCBI's taxonomy places the organism in Eukaryota, Viridiplantae, Streptophyta, Magnoliopsida, Fabales, Fabaceae. The record is from RefSeq and is a predicted model, not a curated record. Gene Ontology annotation, molecular function: malate transmembrane transporter activity; sulfate transmembrane transporter activity; oxaloacetate transmembrane transporter activity. Gene Ontology annotation, cellular component: mitochondrial membrane. The coding region runs from base 206 to 1180 and encodes 324 amino acids. Gene Ontology annotation, biological process: malate transmembrane transport; mitochondrial transport; oxaloacetate transport. The transcript has a single exon.
GUUUCUUCUCAUGAUCCUGGAAUUUCCCCUCUUCACUCUUUGACCCUUCCCUCCCUUGUUCACAAACACUCACUCACUAUAAAAUGCUUCCCAAUCCCUUCUUCAUUCCUCACUAAAACGUAACCACAGUGUUCAGUGUCUGUGUGUUUUUGAAAAUCCAAUUUGCAUCAUCAUUAUAUCAUAUAUCAUAAUUCAUAACAUAACGAUGGGUCUCAAAGGAUUUUUGGAAGGUGGUGUUGCCUCCAUAAUUGCGGGGUCCACCACACACCCACUCGACCUCAUCAAAGUUCGCAUGCAGCUACAGGGAGAGAAUCUCUCACUCUCUGUAAACCCCAACCCAAUGCAAAAUCUACGCCCAGCUUUUGCCUUUCACUCACACUCUCCAAUUCUUCCUCCUCCUCCUCCUCCCAUCUCAUCAUCGACCAUUCCUGGACCCAUCUCCGUCGGAAUGCGUAUUGUCCAGUCUGAGGGCAUCGCCGCUCUAUUCUCCGGCGUAUCCGCCACCGUGCUCCGCCAGACGCUCUAUUCAACAACCCGCAUGGGUCUAUACGACGUCAUCAAGCAAAAGUGGACCGAUCCCGAACUCGGAACCAUGCCUCUCUCCCGAAAGAUAGCUGCCGGUCUUGUCGCCGGAGGGAUCGGCGCAGCCGUCGGGAACCCCGCCGACGUGGCCAUGGUCCGAAUGCAAGCCGACGGUCGUCUCCCGGCGGGUGAGCGGCGCAAUUACAAGAGCGUGUUCAACGCAAUACGGAGCAUGUCGAAUCAGGAGGGAAUUGUUAGCCUGUGGCGCGGGUCAGGGCUUACGGUGAACCGCGCCAUGAUCGUAACGGCUUCUCAGUUGGCUUCGUACGACCAGUUCAAGGAGACCAUUCUUGAGAAAGGGUGGAUUAAGGAUGGGCUUGGGACCCACGUAGCGGCGAGCUUCGCGGCGGGGUUUGUGGCGUCGGUGGCUUCGAACCCCGUGGAUGUGAUAAAAACUAGGGUUAUGAACAUGAAGGUGGUGGCAGGGGAAACGCCACCCUAUAAUGGGGCUUUGGAUUGCGCAAUCAAGACCGUUAGGGCUGAAGGGCCCAUGGCCCUUUACAAGGGAUUCAUCCCUACAAUGUCAAGGCAGGGGCCUUUUACUGUUGUCCUCUUUGUCACCCUUGAACAAGUCAGGAAGCUGUUCAAGGAAUUUUGAUCCACAUUCA